UGAUAUAUGUAUGCACUAAUGUGGAUUGAAGAGUCUCAGUUGAGUGGUGAAAGUGAAUAGCCCAGAUGGAAACCAGUUACUAUUCUAAUAAUGUUCCCUCCUAAGGAUAAAGUACUGAAGAAGGGGACUGAUUAUUAAAACUAAGAAAAUGUUAUUGAAACAAUGUGAUUUGACACUGUGGAAGGAGGUAUCCUUUUGUUAUUAUUUUUCUCUUGAAAUGGAAUCAUAAGUGGAUAUGUAUAUGUAUUUUGCUUACUAAACAUUUCUUUUAACUAUUAAGCAACAGCUGUAUGUGCAUCUGCUGCAGUAGUUGUUGGGAGCCAGUUUUUUCCCUUUCAGAUACUGUUUAAAGUGCUACAGAAACCUGAAAACCUGGUUGAUCAGAGACCACAGCAGGAUAGAAAAAUGAUUAUGUAUAUUAUGGGUAAUAAUAGCUAUGCAAGAGUGCUUCAGAAUCUUGUAAAAUUAUCAUAUGUAUGCAGCCUAAUUUGCCAUGGUUGCGGUGAGCAACUUUAUUAAGCUAAAAGUACAAAUUGUACAAAAUACUUGGAGUCUCUUUGAUUUGUAUAAGUCCCCAGGAAAUAGACAUGUUUGAGGAAAUAUUGGAUUUUGCUGUUGUAUAGAUUUUUAAGAAUACUUCAUGAAUGAAUCUAAUUGGGCAUGAGAAUGAAUUUUAUCUGUAGUGAGAGUAAUAUGAAUUUAAUUUCAAAAUCUGAAAUAGCACUGUAAUGUACUUGAAACACUGCUUUUGUGGUAAAUUGCAAGAAUUAUAAGAUAUAUUAAUUAACCCUGAUAUUGUAAAAGACAGUGGCAUUGCAGAUAGAAAUAUAUAGAGUGAAUAUUCUUUUGGAAGGUUUUUUGGAUGCCGCAUAUAGUCCCACUGUACCACUGUAGUAGAGAUACAGAGCAUUGUUGGUGACACUGAAAUGGAAGAAUCCCAGUACCUUUUGGAACCUCCAUUGUUUAGCAGUGUAGUCUUGGCAGUUGUACCACCCCAGUUUUUAAGGGAAAAAAUGAUAUCCCCUCCACAGAAAAGUCUGUAAAUACCACAUUAGAGUUUUCAAGCAUUCUGUGCAGUGCUGUGAGUUCUGUGAUUAUCAUUUGGAAGCAGAUGUGGAUCAGCUUUGUAGACCCAUUAAGUUCUAGCAGUUAUUUUGUCAUUAAAUCUGCUACAAUAAAAUGUUCCACUGUUCACCAAAAUAAACCUUAAGGUUUUUAUUGAAAUAAUACUGUUAAACAUAAUUUGCUUUUUAAAACCCUCUCAUGACAGUAACGGAAUUCAGAGUAUAACUAAACAUUAUUUCUAUCAUCAAUAUUAUGUUCCCGACUUUGGUUUACAUCAAGAAUGAAGGACCUCAGGCCCUGGGGUGACAUGGGACCCACCAAGCUUCUCUAUUUGGCCCUCAAGACUUUCUCAGCUUUGGAUACAUCACAGUCCAAGCGAGAUGGAGGUUUCAAAAAUACCUGGGGCUUUAAUUGUUCAGAUGAAAGUGAAGGAGAUGCAGAAAAAGAUGAAGCCAGUCUGCUGACUGUGGAUGAGAGUGAUGGAAGCUGCAGUCCCACUGGUGGGAAAAAAGUGCUGCGAUUUCACUCAGGAACUAUUGGUGCCAGAGGCGAUUCUAUGAGAACAUAUGCUAGACGAAGCAAAAUUGAACCUGGUGCUUUAAGAGUAACCCCAAUUGGACUCAACAUGUUGGGAAGCAGCAAGAAAUUGAGUGAAAAUGUUCAAAAUAUUCCUUGUUCUGCAGCAGUAGUACAAGCUAGACGCUGUCACCAUGCUCAUGCACAAACAUCUUUAGUAAAAACAGCAGCGCAAAGCAAUCUGGAUCGAAAGGAAAGAAAAGAAUAUCCUCCUAACAUCCAGAAGAUAGAAAAUGACUAUGAUAGUUUGUCUCGGCUUCAGGAGAUGCAAAGUGUGAUGGAGAACAGAGAAGAGUCUGACUCAGAGUCGGAUUCAGGAAUUACGAGGAAGGUACAACUGAAACGUCACUGCACUUUGUAUCAGUCCGGUUUGCUUCCAUCUCCUGCUACCAAAAAAUGUGCAACUCACUUAGAGGGCUUGGAACAGAAUACUUACUCCACCGUUUGCCUAUGCGUAGGAAAACCAAAUGAAAGUCAGAUCAAAUGCCAAAUGUGUGGAAAUUUUUGUAAUGGGGGCUUGCAAAGGCAGUCCAUGCAAAGUGUUCAGUUAAAUGAUUCUUUGGGACCUUUAGCACGAGAACCUAUACAUGAGAAUUCAACAGGGCAAAAAUCUUUAAACACAGGACUAAAUACAAAGAAGUUUUAUGGAUCUUCUCCUGGGGCAGUUUCAGUUGAUUUCACAGCGAGGCGUAACAUCGGCUCUACUAUGUUGCGGCUGAAUGGAAAAGUCAGUUCUAAAAUUACAGGAAACUUAAGGCAGAAGAAUACAACUGCAUCUGAUCUAAAUGAUCCAAUUGUCCUAUCCAGUGAUGACGAAGAGGAGGAGGAGAUUGGCAGCACUAACAGAAUUGAGAGCAUAUCGCCACGUCCAGCAGAUUCAGCCUGCUCUUCUCCUGCACCUUCCACAGGAAAGGUGGAGGCAGCCUUGAAGGAAAACACUUGUGAACUAGAACAAAGGUUAACUAGUAUUACAGCAGACACAGAACCUGCAGUCAUAUUACCAAGAAAAUCAAGAAUGAAAGACCAGUUUGGCAAUGUUGUAGCCAAUGCUCCAGUAAAACGGCGCAAAGUCCUCUCCCAAGAACUUGCUACUGACGUCGUCGUAUCUUUAAAAUAUCAGAAUAAUUAUGAAAGCGUCAUCCUAAACUGUCGAAGCAUAAGAAUAGGAACCCUGCGAAGAAUGGUGGUGGAGCCUGUAAUUUUUUGCCUAGACUAUAUCAAGAUACGUCUGGAAGAAUCAGAAAAUGAUACUAGAGAUAUUUCUUUAAGAACAUCUGACCUUACAAAGUGUGAGUGGUGUGGUGUUCGCAAGUUGCCAGUAGUUUUCCUGCAAACUAUACCUGCUGCUUGUCAGAGCCUGAGAUCCCAACUGAAGAUGAACAGGCAAAAAGAUAAUGUCUGGUAUGACUGUAAAGGUGCAAAUCCUGAAGAACAAUACAUCAUUUUAAUUUUUGAGACGGGCCUUGAUCCACAUGCAAAUGCAAUAUUUGAAAAAAUAAUCGUUGAUAUUGGUGUUAGGAACAACAUUUCUGAUUUUUUUGUGAAGAUUACAUUUGAAGAAGCAAAUAGUAGGCUUGUGGCCUUUACAAAAUCCUUUGAAGACACUUCUAGAGGAAGCACGGCUCAUAAAGAAGGCAAAGCAAAACAUGUCUCUGAAUCCAAAAUGCAACUGCGAAAUGCAACACAGUUCCAGUUUUUUGAUGAUGAUGAAAGUGUUGAACCACAUACAGUCUUUAUAGGUCCUAUAGAAAAGUUGAUUGUUUAUCCCCCACCUCCUGCAAAGGGUGGUAUUUCUGUGACCAAUGAAGAUCUUCAUUGCUUAAAUGAAGGAGAAUUUUUAAACGACGUCAUCAUUGAUUUCUAUUUGAAAUAUCUGGUGCUUGAACAAUUGAAAAAAGAAGAUGCUGAUAGAAUUCAUGUAUUCAGUUCCUUCUUUUACAAACGCCUUAAUCAGAGGGAGAGGAGAAAUCUCCAAGAAACCUCAAAGCUUACAAUUCAGCAGAAACGGCAUGGACGAGUGAAAACAUGGACACGACAUGUUGAUAUCUUUGAAAAAGAUUUUAUUUUUGUUCCUCUUAAUGAAGCGGCCCAUUGGUUUUUGGCUGUCAUCUGUUUCCCUGGUUUAGAAAAUGCAAUAUAUGAGACCAAUCCGUACUACCACGAAAACGUAUCUAUGCAGGUUAAAUCUUCCUCUUUGGAUCAAGAAAAAAGCACUUCUUCUCCUAUACCUAGUGAAUUGAAUCCGUUACAUCACUCCACUUCUGCAUCUUUUACAAAGAAGGUGCUGAACAAGAAACAUAUUGCAGCAUUAACUGACACAAGCAUAGAAGCCGGGGAGACUGAAUCACAGUAUUGCAAAAGAACCCCUUCUGUGAAAAGUGGCUUAAAAAAACUAAAUCAGUUAAACAGCACCCCAGAAGGACUGAGAACUGUGGAAUCUGUGUUUCAUAAACAUGACCACAGGAUUUCAGAGGCAAAUGGCAUGCAGAAUGAAGAUAAAAUUCACAUCCAGGCUACGGAUGGUUUACAGAAAAUUAGACUAAACUACAGUGAAGAUUCAACUGACAGCACUAAACUAAAUGAAGAUGAACUAAUAGAUUUUUCAGAAGAUCAAGAUAACCAGGACAACAGCAGUGAUGAUGAUGGUCUUGCGGAUGAUCAUUGUAAUUCAGAAUUGGGACAAUGGCAUCUGAAGCCAACUAUAUGUAAACAGCCUUGCAUUCUUCUCAUGGAUUCAUUGCGAGGGCCUUCCCGAUCAAACGUCGUUAGAACACUACGGGAAUACUUGGAGGUGGAGUGGGAAGUCAGGAAAGGCACUAAAAGAAGUUUCUCCAAAGAUGUUAUGAAAGGCUCAAACCCUAAAGUGCCGCAGCAGAACAACUUUAGUGAUUGUGGAGUUUAUGUGCUACAGUAUGUGGAGAGCUUUUUUGAGACUCCUAUUCUAAGUUUUGAACUACCAAUGAAUUUAACAGACUGGUUUCCUCGCCCAAGAAUGAAAACAAAACGGGAAGAAAUACGAAACAUAAUCCUGAAUCUACAGGAACAGCAGAACAAAGAAAAGAAGGGACAGAAGGACACUAAUUUGGCAGAGAAAUCUUUUCAGGAAGGAAUAGAACAAUUUAUCAGCAGCUGUUCAGACUGAAUAUUUUCUGUUGCAUGUUAUGGCUACAUUUUAAAAAAACAAUCUUGAAAUUUACCAUAUCCUCAUUGCCCAAACUAAGGACUUGGAGUACUAUCAACUGAAACUUACUGUUGAUGCUUAUAAAUGUAUGUCAUUAAUUAAACAGAUUCCCCUCAAUAUAUUAACUAGACAAAUCUGUACAUAUGUUAAUUAGUCCAACCUUUUUCAAUAUUUGUAAUUAAGUUUUUCACUACAUAGAAGACCUUUUGUUAUGUAUUUCUGUUAAUAGAACUUAAUAGAAACUUCUAGACACAAAGCAAAUAAAGAAGAUAUUUAUAGGAUGAAUUGGUUAACUCUUUCUGUGUUUAAGUAAAGUUGUCAUUGAACAUUUCCCAGUAAGACUUCUGUAAUGCACGGGGAAUACCUAUGUAGCAAGGUGAUCAAACCCAUACUUUGAUUUACAGUUGCCAUAUACAAGAUGUGUCUGCUUCAGCUAUGUACAACAAUAUAAGAAUGUGUCUAAAUGCAUUGUGUUUCCAAGGUGAGGAGUUUGCACUUUGAAUCCGAGUGCCAGGCAGUGUAAUCUUUAGUAAAGGACACUUCAGAUAAUGAAAGAAGGAACUUCACAAGUGCUUGGAAUAAUGCUGCUUUAUGACCACAAGUUUACUCAAGCAGUAUUUAAUACAGUCUGAAACAGAGCUUAAGUAAUACUGUUGAAUCCUUUUUGGGGGCGUGGCUCCCGAUUGUUGUUCAACUGUAUUUUGACAAUUCUUUCAUUAUAAAAUUGUAUUUUUUGUAAGUGUGCUUGGAAAUAGCAGCAAAUUGUCCACAUUACAUUUUCUGUGUCAGAAUUCUGAAUGUGCAUUCAUAUGUGCUUUAUCUAUCUGAUGGAACAUUUCUUAAAUGUACGAGUACUAUUUUUUUGUAUUGUCCAGAAAACCAAAAUAUUGCUAGAUGUCAUUGCUUGCUUGCUUCCUUCCCCCCUCAAUUUUAAGUAGAGUUAUCUUCCAAUACUGAGACAACUUGUUGGCAUAUUUCCAUGAUGUAAUUUGAUUUUUAAAUUAUGUUUCAAGAAGUACAGCCUUAUGAUGCCAGCUUUUCUAAAAAGUCCAAAAGAAAUCAAGUCUCUUCCAUAACUCCUUAAAUAUUCACAAGGUAUUGAUAUUGAAAACUGGGGAACAGAAACUCCUUUGCAGAUACGUUUUGGUGUAACAAUGCUUUUGUCCAAAAGAGACUUUGAAUGGGAGGAAAUAUACCGUUGGAAUAUGCUGAGUUUUAGACCAUCACGACUCUGUAUGUCCUUUUAACCUGUAUACACAGGAUUUUUUACUUUUGCAUCGGUUCUUGAUUUUUACAGCAGUGUCACCCGCUCAGUACACCUUUUUGCUUUUGUUUUUACACGCAGCUAGUUCUGAUAUUACUUUGUCCAAAGAGGAAGACCAAGUGCAGUACUGUUUGGAGCUGUAGUGCAGCACACAAAAUUGCUUCUGUCUAAUUGGCUUCAAUUUAAGGAGCCCAGCUUUAGGAUUGCAGCCUUAGGUUUUCCAUACUUUCCCAAUAUUUGCCGUGGUCAGACCAGCUGUAGAACCCUCAUGGCAUUGUCAGUGUUACACUCAAGAAAUCCAUAGGGAUAACUUGUGACUCUGAAGAAACAACUCUUGGCAUUAGAUAUAAAAGCGCACAAGUGGCACUAAUGAUCCAGCAUUUAUGCCUCAAAAUUGAGAAUUACUAGUCAUUUUUUAGAAAGCUAGCUAGAGUAAAACCUAAAAAGGAUUGACAACAAAUGUAAACAUUUGUUGGUGUGGCAAAAUAAUAAUAAUAGUACUUCUUGAACAAGUUAUAUUAGAAGAGUAGACUUAGCAAAAUGCAUACCAGCCUGGGCAAGGUUUUUUUGUUGAAAUGAUUUUUUUAAAAAAACAAAAACAAAACAGGUUGUGGUAUACUUUAGUUCUGAUUACAUGGUUCUGUUUUUCAGAAUGUCCUGGAGCUUGUAUUCCUUUUCGAGAUGUGAAGAAUGCAAUGUUUCUCUUAAUAUUAUGGUAAUGGAUCAGUCAUGCAGCAACCUGAUACACAUGUUGAUAUAGGAAAUUUAUUUUUUUAAUAAAAUGGUCAAAAAACAA
Messenger RNA from Podarcis muralis (Common wall lizard), 6882 nucleotides. RefSeq names its product SUMO specific peptidase 6 (gene SENP6). Gene Ontology annotation, molecular function: SUMO-specific endopeptidase activity. Gene Ontology annotation, cellular component: cytoplasm; nucleus. The record is from RefSeq and is a predicted model, not a curated record. NCBI's taxonomy places the organism in Eukaryota, Metazoa, Chordata, Lepidosauria, Squamata, Lacertidae. Gene Ontology annotation, biological process: protein desumoylation; proteolysis; regulation of spindle assembly.